This is a messenger RNA of Leguminivora glycinivorella, 1203 nucleotides long. Its product is annotated as odorant receptor 2a-like. The coding region runs from base 1 to 1203 and encodes 400 amino acids. The record is from RefSeq and is a predicted model, not a curated record. Gene Ontology annotation, cellular component: plasma membrane. Lineage: Eukaryota; Metazoa; Arthropoda; Insecta; Lepidoptera; Tortricidae. Gene Ontology annotation, biological process: sensory perception of smell; detection of chemical stimulus involved in sensory perception of smell. Gene Ontology annotation, molecular function: olfactory receptor activity; odorant binding. The transcript is spliced from 5 exons.
AUGUCUGCAAUUCUAGACGAAGACAUGAAUUUCGAUAAGAUUUUCUGGAUUGCCACUACAGCAAUGCGCCUGAAUCGCUCACAUCCGUAUAUCGCUCGAGACAAGCUCUGGCGUACUCAAUUUACUGCAAUAUUUAUUUUAUCUCUGUCAUGUUUUUUGUUGUUAUUAUAUUCUAUUCUUUUCCACGACAUACAAUGUGGACUGUUUGCUGAAGCCAGCAAAAAUGCUAUUAUGGCCAUAGUUGCCUUCACGAUUACCUACAAAUAUUCGAUUAUGUUAAGAUACCAGGAUUCCAUCACGGAACUUAUUCGCAUAGUUGACGAUGAUUACAAAUUGGCGAAGGGGUUCUGUGAAGAAGAACAACGUAUUAUUCUUCACUAUUCUUUACGAGGAGUCAAAGUAUGUCAGUAUUGGAUCAUUUCUGCUUGUUCGACGAGCGCUAUUUUCCCUUUGAAAGCGUUGAUGAUCAUGGGAAAAUCAUACAUGGCAGGCGAAUUUCAAUUAGUGCCAAUGUUUGAACUCACAUACCCUUGGAUCUUAGAAGAUUAUAAGAACGUGCAUAUUAUGUUUAUUAUGCUAUUCGGUUUGGCACUAUUCUUUGAUGUUUAUGCUACCUCAAUGUACGUGGGGUUCGAUCCGAUUGUUCCUAUAUUUAUGCUUCACCUAUGCGGACAGCUUGAUAUCCUUAAGUUACGUAUAUCUAAACUGUUCUCUGAUACUGAGGACUCCGAAGAAAUUGUUCGUAAAAACCUUGGAGAAAUUAUACUGAAACUGCAGGAUAUUUACAGAUUCAUUGAAGUAAUUAAAACGAAUUUUACAGUAUUGUACGAAUUUAUGAUGAAAACCACAACAUUUUUGCUUCCACUCACGGCAUUUCAAAUAACUGAGUCUUUACGCAAUGGGGAAAUAAAUUUUGAAUUCAUCGGCUUCUUCACCGGUGUCAUUUUACAUUUCUUCAUACCAUGCUAUUACAGUGAUCUUUUAAUGGAAACGGGUGAAAACUUUCGUCUAGCGAUAUACUCUUGUGGUUGGGAGAAGCAUUCGGACAUGCGCGUGCUGCGAACCAUCCUGUUCAUGCUAACGCGAGCUAUCAAGCCUGUCGUGAUUUGCACCAUCUUCUGUGCCAUCUGCCUUGACACUUUCGCUGAGAUGUGCCGUGAAGCUUAUUCAAUUUUUAAUCUGAUGAACGCAGCUUGGGCUUAG